This is a messenger RNA of Crotalus tigris (Tiger rattlesnake), 2440 nucleotides long. It is a transcript of the gene CELF4, whose product is annotated as CUGBP Elav-like family member 4. Gene Ontology annotation, cellular component: ribonucleoprotein complex; nucleus; cytoplasm. Lineage: Eukaryota; Metazoa; Chordata; Lepidosauria; Squamata; Viperidae. The record is from RefSeq and is a predicted model, not a curated record. Gene Ontology annotation, biological process: mRNA splice site recognition; regulation of alternative mRNA splicing, via spliceosome. Gene Ontology annotation, molecular function: mRNA binding.
GUUUUUUUGCUUCCUCCUUGGACUCACUUCCUUUUCUCUUUUUCCCUCCCCGCAGGGAGCAUCGUCCAGCCUGGUGGUCAAGUUUGCCGACACGGACAAGGAGCGCACCAUGCGCCGGAUGCAGCAAAUGGCGGGUCAGAUGGGCAUGUUCAACCCCAUGGCCAUACAGUUUGGAGCAUACGGCGCGUACGCACAGGCACUGAUGCAGCAACAGGCUGCCAUCAUGGCCUCCGUGGCGCAAGGCGGCUACCUAAACCCUAUGGCGGCCUUCGCAGCAGCCCAGAUGCAGCAGAUGGCCGCCCUCAACAUGAACGGGCUGGCGGCCACCCCCAUGACCCCCACCUCAGGUGGCAGCACGCCUCCAGGCAUCACCGCACCAGCCGUGCCUAGCAUCCCCUCCCCCAUUGGGGUGAAUGGUUUCACUGGUCUCCCGCCACAACCGAAUGGGCAACCUGCAGCAGAAGCCGUCUUUGCCAAUGGCAUCCAUCCUUACCCAGCACAAAGCCCAACCACGGCUGACCCUUUGCAACAAGCAUACGCUGGAGUACAGCAAUACGCAGCUGCUUACCCUGCUGCCUAUGGUCAGAUAGGUCAAGCCUUCCCACAGCCACCUCCCAUGAUACCACAGCAACAGAGAGAAGGACCAGAGGGCUGCAACCUGUUUAUCUACCAUCUGCCCCAGGAGUUUGGGGACGCAGAGCUGACGAUGUUCCUGCCAUUCGGCUUUGUGAGUUUUGACAAUCCUGCUAGUGCCCAGGCGGCCAUCCAGGCUAUGAAUGGCUUCCAGAUUGGGAUGAAGAGGCUGAAGGUCCAGCUGAAAAGGCCAAAGGAUGCUAACCGUCCUUACUGAAGAAUGGUGGGAAACACUGGAUAAGCAAGGUCUAGCACAGGGCGUCAGCUGAAUGAUGGGCCACCCUUAGAGAAAUAUAUAUAAAUAUAGAUAUAUAUAUAUAAAAAAAUAAAUAUAUAUAUAUUAAAUAAUAUAUAUAUAGGAAUGAGAACUGUGGGAUUACACCUUUAAACAUCUCAGUCAAGUGGAAGACUUUGAACUUUCGUGCUCUUUCUGGUUGAUCGGACUGGAAACUUUGCUUGGAGGAAAGUUGCCUUCGGCUGGCUUGGAAGGACCUGUGGUGGACAACCAAAACUGAUGAACAAAUCAAGAACAUUGGAAAAGAAAAGAAAUCAUGGCAGGAGAAAAAAAAAAAGAAUUACUUCGAUUUCUACAGUGAACUUGAUCUAAACCAUCAUAGCUUUUCCCCAAUCUGGAAAUGCUGAACGUGUGCCUGUGGCCAUCGCAGAUGGGGUUGCUAUGGUCGCCCAUGGCAACCAUCACUAAGCAUUCUUUAUCUGUCAUUCCUUAGCUACAUAGGGACCAAAGGACAUAACUUUUUACCGCAGACUUGUAGUUGUAUGUAAAUUACUCAGAAGUUCUUUCCUUUUCUCUUAGCUGUUCCCGCUAAGACAGCUUUGGAGAGCAAAUUCUAUGAAAUAAUGUAAAACACACACACACACACACACACACACACACACACACACAACAUAACAAAACAAAAACUGAAACUGCUUCGACGCUUUUAAAAAAAAUGGCAAGAUAAUAGUUAUUUGAUACUUUCGAAGGUCUUUGGAUAUACCUUAAUUAGAGUCUAUGAAACUUUCAUAUGGUUUUCUUUAUAACAGGGAUGGACUGAGGGGGAUUCGAAGGGGCAGGUUCAGGAGAGAGUACUGGCGGAAGAGGAAGCCACAUGAAGAAAAGAAAAAAAAUAUGGCUUCGUGUUUUGUUAAGGAGAAUGAAGAAGAAGAAAAGAAUGCUGAUACGACGUAGAACGAUAGCUUGUUUAUAAAAAGCCCCCCCCCUCCUCCACCCAAACCCCUAAUAGUUGUACAGAAUUAAAAAAAAAAGUUUAAAUACUUAUAUAACGGGGCAGGGGGAAGAUUAGAUGACGUAAAAAGCAAAAAAAAAGCAAAAAAAUAUAUAUAGGCGUUAGCGUUAAUGCUAAGAAAACACACAAAGAUGUCGUAGAAAACUUUUUUGUAGCGUUUAGAUUGAUAGCCGAUCCUGCUCUAAUCAACUGCUGUCAGAAGCGGUGUCUGAUGGACAGGCCAGGAGGAGAAAGUGGCUUAAUUUGGCAAGUUUUUGACAAUAACCAUUCUGCUAAGUCGUAUCGAAAUCGGUGGAUAAUUAAUCACUCAUAAGUCUUGAACCAACCGAUAACUCAGCGGCUAUCUAAUUCAAAGUUAGUUGCAACUUGACAGAAGGAAAAUCAAUGGGGCCAAACUUAGUUGCAAUUUGCAAAUCAACCAGGCCAAAGUUAGUUGCAAUUGGACGAAAGGAAAAACAUUUUCCUUUCUGGACAUUUUCCACAAGACAUUGCCAAAAGCCACCGAUUUAAGUUUCUGCUUUGAUAGCUUCCAUAUUUGUUCUAAAUCCUUCAGGACUGGG